This is a messenger RNA of Drosophila willistoni, 943 nucleotides long. RefSeq names its product zinc finger protein weckle. NCBI's taxonomy places the organism in Eukaryota, Metazoa, Arthropoda, Insecta, Diptera, Drosophilidae. The transcript is spliced from 3 exons. The coding region runs from base 47 to 820 and encodes 257 amino acids. The record is from RefSeq and is a predicted model, not a curated record.
AUCGAUUACAAUUGAUUACAACCGAUCAGGAAAGCCACAAGGAAAAAUGACUGCGAACGAAAACUUUUUGGUUAAUCGCCUGGAUGUGGCUAUACGCAUCGUCAAGGAACUUAAUUUAAAUGGGAAAGUGGCAUUGGAGAUGCUCAUAAAGCAAACCAAGCUUACGGAGCUACUUAUGGAAAAAAUGUUUCAGGACGGCCAAGAGCAACAACAAGAAGUGCAACAGAUUUGUCAAGUCGAAAGGACAGUAGCCAACUCCAUGCCUGGAUUGCCUUCGAUCGAAAACCAAGAAGAUGAAACAAAACCGGAAUUUAUCGAUUUGCGUGAGAGGCAAAUCGACAAAGACGUCAAUGCAGACAGCCCCAAAACUUUGAAUCUUUCUGAAAUUAAAUCAGAAAUAGAGGAUAAACCAAAUUUUUUAGAAACAUUUUCAUCAGUUGAAAAGGAUGACGACGAUGAGAAGGAUGACAAAGAAAUGGCGCAGAUGGUAUUGAAUAAAGAUGAAGGAAAAAUGUCUACAAAACGCUAUCUAAUGGAAUGCCGCAAAUGUGGCAAAUCAUAUCGCUAUCGUGGCUCAUAUGUAAAGCAUAUUGAAAAGUGUCCCAAGCAACUAAAGACUAUUACAGCUUUGAAUGAACAUAAGCUCGUACACACAGAGGUUCGCGAUGUUUGUCAGGCUGGCUUCAAGGACAAGGCACGUCUCAAAAUUCACCAUCAGAACCACGAGGAACCAUACUUUGAAUGCUAUAUUUGUGGUCAAAGGCUGAAGACUUUUCGCACCUGGAACAUGCACAAUUUGGCGCACAAACUCACACCUUAAGUGCGAGAAUUGUGGUAAAAGGCUGAAGACUCGUCAGACCUGGAACAUGCACAAAUAGUAUAUAUAUAAUAUAUUAUAAACAUGUGCACAUUAGCUUUCGUAAUAAAUAUUAUUCAAAUUUAA